AUGCUCUCAACUGCUUCCACAGGCGACCCUGCUCCGGCACAAUCGUCGCCCCCCUCAGGCAGGCCACCGGACACAUCCCCUGAUCGGGCCGGGGCAACGGUAGGGCUGGCGGCGGACACAACCUCCACUGAGAUGCUGAUCGAUGUGGCAACGACAAAUCAUCAACCCUGUUCGUCCCCUGCCCCGGCGCAACAGUUCUCCUAUGCCAAGGCUCUGACAGGGUGGAAAGGGACGCCUGCAUCCCCUGCAGGGGACUCCCAAUGGACGCCCGUGGGUGUCAAUGAUCUCAUCCCAGGUGACCGGAAUGGAGAACCAGCUCUGAUGGUGUCAUCUGAUUUUAGGAACAAGAUUUGCGCGCCAUGGCAGCGCACCCUGGUGGUCCGGCUGCUGGGACUACGGAUUGGAUUCCCUACGCUGUGCUCGCGCCUGCGGAGCCUUUGGAAGCCCGCCGGGAAUAUGGAGAUCCUGGAUCUCGACCACGCCUGCUUCCUGGUCAAACUGGACAAUGAACAAGAUUACUUCAGGGCACUCACGGAUGGCCCGUGGGUGAUCUUCGAUCACUAUCUCGCAGUGCAGCAAUGGACCCCUCAGUUUAAAGUUUCAGACCCUCUACCUAAGAAAAUGAUCGUGUGGGUUCAGCUACCGGCUUUGAAGAUACAUUUCUACCAUAAAGAAGUUCUCAUAUCACUCGGAAAUCUCAUCGGAAGAACCAUCAAACUCGAUUAUCACACGCUUAACAGACAACGGGCAAAGUUUGCUCGUCUCGCGGUGGAAGUCGACAUGGCCAAACACUUGGUACCCCGGAUCUGGUUAGAUGAUGCCUGGCAGAAAGUGGAAUAUGAGAACUUGCCGGCAGUAUGCUUUGAAUGUGGAAAGAUCGGACAUUCUGCCUCUGAGUGCCCCCUAAUUCACCCAACCCCAGUGGCGACGACGCUGGCCAUCGCUGGUCCGCCAGGCACGACGGAGGCGGUUGAGCAAGUGGCCGACGAUCCGAACCCGGGCUUCGGCCCAUGGAUGCUGGUUUCUCGCAAAAGCCGACGGAAUUUCAGGGAUCACGAGAAGAAAGGAAAGACGGAUACCGAAGCUAGGAAUCAAAUUCAAGGGAAUCAGAUCAAUUCCGGGAAAGCUGGAAACUCCAACAAGGAAAGAACAGCGGUUCCGCCCUCAAUCGUGCCCCCUGCCAAGAUUACGGCGCAACGGGUCAGUAGCCAAGAAGGGAAAGUUGCUAACGGGAAGAAGAAAGGAGAAGAAGGAAAGAAAGGGAAGGCUGUUUUGAUCUCGGAACCAACUAGUGGAGAGGCAGGUCUCCUAGGCCCAGGACCGAGCCGAAGCCCAAAGACGAGCCCCUUACCGAAAACUCCCUCUGAUCCUAGUCGGGCUUCUUCAUCGGCCCAUCCCCCCCUGGAAACCCAUCCAAACGGCAGCAUGGACCCGCCCAGAGAGAACCGGGACAUUGUGAUGGCCGCCCCCCCACAGCCCACUUUCCAAACUGUGGUUGGGCCAAACGGCACAGUGAUGCAGAUAGUGGAAAUUACACCAUCAGCCGAUCCUCACCACGGGAGAUCCCUUCACGAGUCCCCGUCGACGGCCGCUCGUAUAAAGAAAAACAAAAAACAGAAAGAUCAAAAACUGAGGUCGCCGAUCAAAUUUCCCCCCAUGAAAUCGCUUCAAAUUGGGACCCCUAAGAAGGAUCGGAAGCCUAGGUCAAAAUCGAGGAUUGCCACGCUCACCUUGCAAGAGAUAAAUGCUUGGAAUAGCUCAGCGAAGAGUUCGAUUGAGGAGGCAGGGGAGAAGCUUUCGCUGCUCCACACAGAGGGGCAACAGCCGACGCCUUCGACGGGAGGAGGCACCCCCACUCCGACAGCCUGA
Molecule: messenger RNA, 1869 nt
Organism: Linum trigynum
Lineage: Eukaryota; Viridiplantae; Streptophyta; Magnoliopsida; Malpighiales; Linaceae
Source: the annotation of a GenBank genome assembly